Messenger RNA from Trichechus manatus latirostris (Florida manatee), 1259 nucleotides. It is a transcript of the gene STMN4, whose product is annotated as stathmin 4. Gene Ontology annotation, molecular function: tubulin binding. Gene Ontology annotation, biological process: regulation of microtubule polymerization or depolymerization; neuron projection development; microtubule depolymerization. Lineage: Eukaryota; Metazoa; Chordata; Mammalia; Sirenia; Trichechidae. The record is from RefSeq and is a predicted model, not a curated record. The transcript has 8 exons. Bases 156 to 767 code for a protein of 203 amino acids. Gene Ontology annotation, cellular component: neuron projection; cytoplasm.
GAGAGAAGCCCAGGAUACCACUAAUUGAGAGAGUGAGGAAGAGAGCAGCUCGCACCUCGCUUCUAACUGGACUGCAGGUGUGUGUAGCUUCUUGAGGUGGUGACAGAUCCACUCUGUGACUUUAAGCCAGAUUCAGCCACCAGAUCCCAGAAAACAUGACCCUAGCCGCCUACAAGGAGAAGAUGAAAGAGCUCCCCCUGGUGUCCUUGUUUUGCUCCUGUUUCUUGGCUGAUCCCCUGAAUAAGUCAUCCUAUAAAUAUGAAGGCUGGUGUGGGAGACAGUGUAGGAGAAAAGAUCAAAGCCAGCGGAAAGACAGUGCUGACUGGAGAGAAAGAAGAGAGCAGGCAGACACGGUGGACCUGAACUGGUGUGUAAUUUCUGACAUGGAAGUCAUUGAGCUGAACAAAUGCACCUCGGGCCAGUCCUUUGAAGUCAUCCUGAAACCGCCUUCCUUUGAUGGGGUGCCUGAGUUCAAUGCCUCCCUGCCGCGGCGGCGAGAUCCAUCACUGGAGGAGAUCCAGAAGAAACUAGAAGCAGCUGAAGAGCGACGGAAGUACCAGGAAGCUGAACUCUUGAAGCACCUGGCAGAAAAACGAGAACAUGAGCGGGAAGUGAUCCAAAAAGCCAUUGAGGAAAACAACAACUUCAUUAAAAUGGCUAAGGAAAAACUGGCCCAGAAGAUGGAAUCCAAUAAGGAGAACCGGGAAGCCCAUCUUGCCGCCAUGUUGGAACGUCUGCAAGAGAAGGAGCCGCCUGCUGCGCGGUGACUCCAGGGACCUGAUCGGUGGCCUCAUCCCAUGGACAAGCACGCGGAGGAGGUGCGGAAAAACAAGGAGCUGAAGGAAGAGGCCUCCAGGUAAAGCCCAGAGGCCAAAGAAGUUUCCAGAACAGACGGGACAGCCGCAGCAGCUCCGCAGUCCCCGAGGCAGCCCUGCGCCACCGGCUGCUCUCCCAGCACUGGGGUUUGGGGGGAGGGGGAGGGUGGCCCAGGGGCGUUUCCUCUGCUUUUGGUGUUUGUGAAUGUGAAGAAUUGACCAGUGAAGCCAUCCUAUUUGUUUCCGGGGAACAAUGAUGGGGUGGGAGAGGGUAGAGAAGGAGACAGGUUGGGAAACGGAGAUGGAGAAGAACUCACAGACAUUGCAACACGGCCCACUCCGGACUCAGGUCACGCCCUUUACUUUUCUUAACAUUACUGCCUGGACAUUGAGCGCCCAGGCGCCAUGUUGAGGGAAGUUGAAAACUGGGGCAGUAGAAGUUCA